Molecule: messenger RNA, 249 nt
Organism: Prorocentrum cordatum
Lineage: Eukaryota; Dinophyceae; Prorocentrales; Prorocentraceae
Source: the annotation of a GenBank genome assembly
GAGCUGGCCCACGCGAGGGCCGCCCUGGAGGAGCGCGACGAGCAGAUCGCGGAGCAGCGCCGCGAGAACGCGCGGCUGGCGGCCGCCGCGCGCGGCGGCGCCUCGCUGGAGAGCUCCGACGCGGACGCGCUGAGCGAGGCGACGCGCCGCUCGCAGGAGCUGCUCGGCGCGGCGCGGGAGGAGCUCUGCAGCCUGAAGGUGCACGUUCACUCGCUCAGCCGGCACCCGAGCGCGCAGAGGCCGGGCCAG